UUUGAGUGACGUCAGCUCCGGUUCGGUCCGUAACUGCGUCAGUUUCCCAGAACUUCGUUAAAAACCGUGAAUGAGUUUUUAGUCGUGUUGCUACGCAUGCGCGGUGUGUGUUCGCUGGUUGAUUCGACAUCCGCCAGGCCCCUUUGCAGACGCUAAACCGGGUCCUGACCCGGUUCCUGUUCGGUUCUGCGGCGCUUGUCUGCAUCCGCCGGACUGCUCCGCGGUGCUGUCCGCCUCACGUGGUGCUGAAACCGCGGGAGCGCGCGGCGGAGGCGCACCAAACCGGAAGUUUGUCCUUCAAUGAAGGGAUUCUGCUGUUCGUUUCAGACUGAGCCAUGCGGGGCGGAACCGCGGUUCUGCUGCUGGGCUGCCUCACAGCUGCAGUGGCGCCUCAGUGCUGGCAGGGGGCGACGUUCUCGGAGGCGGUGGUGUCCCCGGUGGUGGAGGGCAGCGGGGUCGUGCGGGUCCCGGGUGUGGCGUCCCUGCGGCGGUGCGUGGCAGCGGGCUGUGACCUCCCCGGCUAUGACCUGGCCUGGCUCUUCAGGGGCCGCUGCUACGUCCUCAGCUGCCAGCAGAGGGAGGACUGCCGGCCCCAGGAGAGGCCAGGGGCCGACUCGGUGCUGGUCUUCCUGAGGAGGGGGCCCUCUCCAUCGCUGAGAAGAGGAUCAUCCUACGGCAGCCGGUGGAGGCCCCUCCUCCCAUCCUCUGAACAUGGGGGGGACUUGCAGGGCCUCCCCCUGUUGGACGGGCCCCGGGCGGCCCUCCCCCUGUUGGACGGGCCCCGGGCGGCCCUCCCCCUGUUGGACGGGCCCCGGGACCUUGGACCCUUGGACCCCACGGUGUUGGAUGUGGAGUACCCAGAGGAGAGCCAGGAUCAGGAUGGGAUCGGUCCAGAAACAAGCCCCCUCCCCACUAGAGAUGGAUUCAACCAAUCAGAGUCCGGCAGCCAUCCAACACAAACCAGAGCAGGCCGGAUCAGAACUGAGGACAGAACCGGAACCGAGCCGGCAGGGAUACGGACAGAACCGGACGGUACCAAACCUGCAGAACCUGUGACUGACUCCACCCAGCGCCUGAAUGGUUCUGGACCCCAACCCCCCGGCCUUCACGAGUCCAUCAGCACAGAGCAGCUGGGUCCACCACCAAGCGGGUCUGUGGGAAGCCCGGUAGAACCGGCUUUCACAAGCAGCACCGCCGGCGCCAUCGCUGCCAACUCACCGCAGCCAGCAGCAGGUGCAUCGACACUGCUCCAGGCUCCGCCCACCCAAGUUCAUGAUGUCACUCCUGUCCCCGCCUCCGCAGCCACGCCCCCUUCUGCAUCCUCAUCCCACUCAGACGGGUCGGACCCCGGCCCAGUGGCUGUGGCAGGUCCGGACCGGAGGCUGGUUCUGCCCCUGAGCAGCGUGUUGCUCAACGGCAGCAGCAGCACCGGCACCGGAGGCCGAGCCGUUAGCAGCUUCCGCUGGGAGGCGGUCAGCGGUCCUCCGGGGUUCCUGCUGCAGAACGCGGACCGGGCCGUCGCCACGGUGACCAGUGUCCAGCCGGGGCGCUACGUCUUCCGGCUGACCGUGUCUGACCAGGAGGGGGCGACAGACAGCGCCUCCCUCACAGUCAGGGUUCAGGAAGCAGCCUCCAGUCCUCCUCCGGUGGCCCACGCCAGCGGAAGCCACACCCUCACGCUGCCCAACAACUCCCUGGUCCUCAGAGGGUCCGUGAGCGACGGAGACCAGAGCCGGGUCCACUUCCUGUGGACCAGAGACCCCCAGAGUCCUGCUGCAGGGGUGGUCCUCUUCGGGUCCCGGACUCAGCCGUCGCUCUUCCUGGCCGACCUUGUGGAAGGAACCUACCUGUUCCAGCUGAAGGUAACCGACGCCCAGGGCCGCUCCAGUGUCGCCAUGGCAACCGUGGAGGUCCGACCAGAGCCAGCAGGCGGCGAGCAGGUGGAGCUGGAGAUGCUGGUGCCCGUGUCUCAGGUCAGCGUUCUUCAGCGGGACACCGUGGUCCAGCAGCUGGCCGCUCUCAUCCGAGUCCCAAACAGUGACGUGCACGUACGUGCACUGGAGGGCCGCUCGCAGCUCAGCACUGUGCUGCGCUUCAGCGUGGGCGGCCUGUCGGGACCUGUCCCCGCCCCCCGCCUGGUCGCUCUACUGAGGACACACCUCCUGCGGCAGCGCAGCAGCUACCUGCUGUUCAGAGCGCUGCGGGUCGACGCCGUCGUGUGUUUCCUCAGCUGUUCUGGGCGGGGCCAGUGCGAUCCAAUCACCAGGCAGUGUGGCUGCGACCCCUUCUGGACGGAGAACCUGGUCCGGCGUUACCUCGGUGACGGAGAGAGCAACUGUGGUAAGACGGUGGUCUGUAUGCGGCUCGGGCUCUCCAUCAUCUUCAUCAUGGGGCUGACGCUCCUCCUCCUCAGAGUGGAGGGUCCUGUACGUCAUCCUGAGCAGCUUCAUCUUCAUCAUCUUCAUCCUGACUCUGGGCUGGACCUUCAUGUGCUGCAGGAGGUGAGUCCGACCGACCCAACCGGACCCGAGCGUUCUGAGCAUGACCCGCCGCUGUCCUGCUGCAGGAGGCGGAGCCAAGCCAGAAAAAGAGCCAAGUACGCCGUUCUGAACGACAUGGAUGAGCAGGAGCGCCUGGAGCUCCGCCCCCGCUUCAGUGUCAAACACCGCAGCACGGAGCACAACUGCAGCCUCAUGAUGUCCGAGUCGGAGCUGGACAGCGACCAGGACGCCGCCUUCAGCGAGGGGUGGCGGCUCCGCAGCAGGAGCCGGGCCGCCGCCUGCAGCCGGGAGGCCUUCGGGUGACGGGGCGGCCGUCUGCUUCCAGGGCUCCUCCCUCCUCCAGGUGACCCUCUGGUUGCUGACGCAGACCACAGGGGGCGCCGCCGUCGUUUUGGACCAAAAGAAGACGAGGCGCCGAACGCUUCAGAGACGAUUAAUGUUUUUAUUCCAGCAUGAACAUAUGAAAACGUUUACAGAGGAUCCACAGACUCCGCCCCCACAGAAACAGAGGACCUACAGGAAGUACCGGGUUCUAAGGAUCCUUCAUAUUUCAGUAGUCAUUAAAACAUGUUUUAAAAACA
Molecule: messenger RNA, 3082 nt
Organism: Oryzias latipes (Japanese medaka)
Lineage: Eukaryota; Metazoa; Chordata; Actinopteri; Beloniformes; Adrianichthyidae
Source: RefSeq, a predicted model, not a curated record